Messenger RNA from Cyphellophora europaea CBS 101466, 1224 nucleotides. RefSeq lists its product as uncharacterized. The coding region runs from base 1 to 1224 and encodes 407 amino acids. Gene Ontology annotation, molecular function: zinc ion binding. Lineage: Eukaryota; Fungi; Ascomycota; Eurotiomycetes; Chaetothyriales; Cyphellophoraceae. The transcript has a single exon. The record is from RefSeq and is a predicted model, not a curated record. Gene Ontology annotation, cellular component: nucleus.
AUGUCAUAUGAGCUCGAGGCGAAGAAGCGCAAGUUCGACCGUAUACUGGAAUCACUCACCGAUGGCGGCUCGUCGGUGCGAUCAACUCUGAACUCACGAAAUAAUGGUUCUACAAUUUCUCCUUCCGAUGGCUCCGACGCGUCUAAGCGGCGCCGCAUCACUCCCAACUCCCAGAUCAGUAAAACCGCGUCUACAACGUCGUUGACCGGACACUAUCUCCCCUCCUCGCGUCCUGCUUUUCUCGAGCGCCUCGAAACAUAUCGACAAGUCACGCAAUGGCAUAUUCCAUCCACCGAACCGAUCAACGCGUCAGUGUGGGCGAAAAGAGGCUGGGUCUGCGUUGACAAAGACACUGUCUCCUGCGGGUCCUGCAAGGAAAGAUUAACCGUUGAUCUCGACCUCGAGAAUGGGAACCUCCACGAACCUGACGCGACUGGUGACGGCGCAGAUGAUGCGAGCUACUCGUUAGCCAAAGACGUCUACGAUGCCCUCAUCAAACGAUACCAGGAGAUGAUCAUUUCGGGCCACUCUGCCAGCUGUCCAUGGAGAAAGCGAGGCUGCGAUACGUCAAUACAGCGAAUAGAGGGCUUACUCAACGUUGGCAAUGCUAUAUCUGGGCUGCAAGAGAGAUACAACAGCAUAGACACCGAUCUGUCAGAAAUCCCUGCUGUGUUGUUAUCAGAAGGCCAUGUCGAAGAAACGGAGCUGCAGACUUUCAAGGUCGAUCAAGAGAUGGCAUCCUCCGAAGCACUGAAGCUGGCUAUGUGUGGUUGGCAGCGCAAGUGUCCAGACGUCAUCGAGUGCAAACACUGUUUUCGAUCACUCGGCCUCUGGUUGUACAGAGGUGAGGACCCCACAAUUGAGAGACUCGACGCAGUCGAAGGCCACCUUGAGUAUUGCCCGUGGCGUUCGUCGGAGGCGCAAGACAGCGAACUCACGAUCACACGCGACGGUGUUGUGCAGAAAACGAAGCUCGCUGGUUGGCGGUUGAUCUAUCAGGCCGUCACCAAGACAAAUGCGCGGAAACUUUCGGCCUCUCGUCCCCAAACCGCGGUUACCUUGUCUUCGGAAGCCGAUGGUAACCUCAGUUCAGAGCUAUCCCCUGAACAGCGAGAGAAGCGGACGCGCGAUUUAAUGAAACGGAUCAAAGAACUCAGGAAGCCAUUCAACAUGAAGAGCUUGCUCCGGAAGAAGGACAAAGCGCGGCCCAAGACGGCGAGUUAG